Messenger RNA from Podarcis raffonei (Aeolian wall lizard), 3436 nucleotides. It is a transcript of the gene FOXN1, whose product is annotated as forkhead box N1. Gene Ontology annotation, molecular function: transcription cis-regulatory region binding; DNA-binding transcription factor activity, RNA polymerase II-specific. Lineage: Eukaryota; Metazoa; Chordata; Lepidosauria; Squamata; Lacertidae. The transcript has 8 exons. Gene Ontology annotation, biological process: regulation of transcription by RNA polymerase II. The record is from RefSeq and is a predicted model, not a curated record. The coding region runs from base 18 to 1973 and encodes 651 amino acids.
CUUGGCUGGCGUCGGUGAUGGUUUCACUGCUCCAAGACCAAUCUAGCAUUACCUUUUCGCCUUCGGAUUCUCUGGACAGCAACCCACACGGCAACCGGAUGCAGACCCAUGACAAUUCGGGGUCCCCCAUCCAGCAGGAGACCCCGGGCUUCUGCUGCCCAUCGUAUGAUGGCGAGGCCCGGACCGAGAGGACACACUCGGAGUCCUCCCCGAGCUCCAGCAGCUCCUCCCCGCCCCCUGAACACAUCUACGGGAGGUUCUCCGCUGGCCAAGGUGCCCCGGCUGAGCAGGAAGCCUUCAAGGUCCCUUCUGGCGCCGCUGAGAAGUUCAGGCACUACAGCUAUGAGGAGAGCGCGGCCGGCACCUGUGGCCGGUUCAAGAGCUCCCUCCGCAACACCCCUUUCCACCCUUACAAGAGGCAGUUCCUUGAGGAGACCUUCCCAGAAGCUCAGCAGGCCCUGGCCAUGGAUGGACACCUGUUCAAGGCAGCCAGCAUGGAGGGCUUUGAGGAGAUGUGUGGGCCCACCAUGACCAGGGAGGCGGAGAUGUAUCUGGCACACCUUCCCAGCCUCUCCUCCGAGCCGGCCUGGUGCAACGGCCUGCAGUAUGCCAACCCUGGGCAGGAACAUCACCCCCAGGCUAUGGAAACAGAGGUCAAGCUGAAGACCCCACCGUUGGAGGAACAGACCAGCCCCUACUGCUACCAACCUCAGGCCCCCCAGAUGUAUUGCCCCUCUCAUCCUUUCCACCAGUAUCCUGCAGGGAACAGCUACCCGUUCUCCUACAUCUCCAGCUCGCAGUACCCCUACCAACGCAUCGCCCCGCAGAGCAGCCAGGAGCACCACCAGCCCCUGUUCCCUAAGCCCAUCUACUCCUAUAGCAUCCUCAUAUUUAUGGCGCUCAAGAACAGCAAAACUGGCAGCCUCCCGGUCAGCGAGAUUUACAAUUUCAUGACGGAACACUUCCCUUAUUUCAAGACAGCUCCAGACGGUUGGAAGAAUUCGGUCCGCCACAACCUAUCCCUGAACAAAUGCUUCGAGAAAGUGGAGAAUAAGUCGGGCAGCUCCUCCAGGAAAGGCUGUUUGUGGGCGCUGAACCCGGCCAAGGUGGACAAGAUGCAGGAGGAGCUGCAGAAGUGGAAGAGGAAAGACCCCAUCGCGGUCCGGAAAAGCAUGGCCAAGCCAGAGGAACUGGACAACCUGAUAGGGGACAAGACGGACAAGCUGAGGUCUACCCUUCUGGCCUGCAGCCCCACCAGCGGCUUGGCGAGUCCUCCCACCUCCCGGGGGCUGCCGCUCCAGCAUCACCCCCUGUGUGAGCCCCCCAUCUCUUCCUCCGGUGCCCCCCACGCCCAUGGGGCCCUCCCCUCCAAGCCCCCGCAGCCUGGCAUGCUGGGGGCCCCACAGACUUCCUGUUACGGGGUCCCUCCCCAAGGGUUUUCCCAGGUCUCGUCCACUUUCCUGCAGCCGGACGGCUCUCAAAGCCUUCUCCCUCCCGCAGACGCCCAGAACGGACACCAGGGCCAAGACUCCCCACCGGGGGGCGCCCAGGCCCCUCCGGGACGUGGGAUGAAGAUGCUGGCCAUGGCACGGGCCGCCGUGCAGGAGGUGCCCAUGGCAGAAGGUGACCUCAGCCACGACGUGGACGCCCUGAACCCUUCGCUCACUGACUUCGAGCUCCAAGGAAACCUCUGGGAGGAACUGAAGGACGACAGCCUGGCCAGCGACCCCCUAGUGCUCAUCGCCUCCUCCUCUUCCUCCUCCUCCUCCUCCUCAGCGCCCGGUCCCUGCUUCUCGACCCUGUGCCAGAUGGAUGACGACAACAGUGGGAAGUUCGGUGCACACGGUGACACUCAGCACCACAGCUUCCCUGAGAUCCACCUCACCACCCUCUACUCUGCCUUCAUGGACCUGGAGACGGGAUCGCCUUCCUUCUUGAACAACUCCGGCUCCAAACCGGUGGCUUUGGUCUAGGCCACCAGGCCAAACAUCGCCCGUGCCAAUGUUGGGUGUGGAAGCCCAACCCAAGUCCGCCACUGAUGCUCAGCAAGGAAACAAAACUCACUGCUUCUGGACCCAGACUGCAGAAACCCGAGGCGUGCCCAAGUGCCGUGGUGCAAAUAUGUAGAUAUGCACAGAACCUUAGAAUUGUAGAUUCAGGAGGGACCCCCAAAGGUCAUUCAGUCCAACCCCCUGCAAUGCAGGAAUUGCAACUAAAGAACCCCUGACAGAUGGCUGUCCCACCUCUGCUGAAAAACCUCCAAGGGAGUCCAUUUCUCCAUUGAACAGCUCUUAUGGUCAGAAAGUUAUUCCUGAUGUUUCGCUACACUCUCCUUUCUUAGCAAUUGAAUCCAUUGCUUUGGGUUCUCCCUUCAGGAGCAGCAGAAAACAAGCCAGUUCCAUCUUUUCAAAACCCAGAUUGUCGUAGGCCCCUGGAACGGCGAACCACAGAGAUCUGUUAAGACCAUGCUGGCGUCAAGCCAGCGUUCCUGGAGAAAACCUUGCCGAGGCUCGCAGGGAAGAAGUCAGGUGCCAAGCAAACUCCCGUUCCCCUUGAUUUUCAAAGCCCGUCUCUUUUCAAAUACCCCUCAGCCUGCAACAUUCUGCUCAGCAACCACAAACUUCAAUGCCCUUUUGGAAGUAGGUUUGGGGGCCUCGAGGGUGCUGUACAGAGGCUGUGGCAGGGUUAGAAAAAUAUAUAUGUGGAUGAAGUCUCUAACCCAGUGGGCCGCCGCCACCACCCGCGGCUCCAUAAAUUCAUCCCUGGUGCCCCAUGCCCUAUCCUCCCUUAUCAAAAGUUUUAUUCUGAAGAGGGUGACCUACUACAGAAGGCAAUACAGUCGUACCUUCGAUCCCGAACGCCCUGGAACUCAGACAUUUUGGCUCCCCAACCCCGCAAACCCGGAAGUGAUUGUUCCAGUUUGCAAACGUUCUUUGGGAACUUGAACGUCUGACGGGGCUUCCGAUUGACUGCAGGAGCUUCCUUCAUCCAAUCAGAAGCCGCAAUUUGGUUUUGGAACAUUUUGGAAGUUGAACAGACUUCUGGAACGGAUUCCGUUUGAUUUCCAAGGUACGACUGUAACCCAAUAGAAUUCAAGACAGCCACAAUUAACUAUGCAUUUAUUCCAAAUCAACUUAAGGCUAUUUAGCUUAAUUCAAUAAAAUGGAUCAACGUAGUCAUAGAAUUGUAGAGUUGGCAAGGACCCCAAAGGGCAUCUAGCAGGAAUCACAGUUUGAUAAUCUGACAGGUGGAUAUCCAACCUCUCUUUAAAAACAGAGAACCUGCCGCCUUCGGCGGUCAUCUGCCAAGGUCAGGCGUAAGCCUCCUUGAUGUCAGUGUAGCUUAUUUCUGAAUGGGCUCAUCCUGGAUUGCACUACAAAUCCCCCACAAGAAAACACACGCCUUGUUCGUUUCAAUAAAACAGUGAACCUGCUCA